AUGUCCAAGACACAGAGCAGCCGCCUGCGACGCCUGGCCGCGGUCCUUGCCACCAUGCUCUCGUGCCUGUUGCCGCCCGGCCGUGCCUUUGGAAUGCGUGGAACGAAAGCCACCUUGGUGGCUUCAUCCCCCAGUUCUCCUGUGAGCAUUCUGAAUCAAAGUCCAAGUUUCAGCGACAACAAGGCGAACUUCGCUGGCCUCACUGCGCGUUCCGCGGGGAAGACGACGGCCCCGAGGGACUUCGGUGGGAAGCAUUCGGAGGCGCUCUUCACGGCCUUAGUGGCGGGCCUGGCCACCUAUGCCAUGUCAACUCUGCAAAGCUUCCUGCAUCGCCAGCUAUGGGUUCCUCCCUUCGGAGCUGUGACCUUGAUCUUCGCAGCAGAUGCGGUGGCUGCGGCCAAGGAAGGAAAGACGAUGAACUUCAAAGUGAUGCGUCAGAAGGCGCUUCAAGCAUGCAUCGGUGUGGCUGGUGCCUGCUUCCUCACUGUUCUCCUGGCUCGUUUGCUGGGCAACAGCCCUGGCAUCCUGCGUGCGGUGGCCAUGGCGGUGGCCGCCUUCUCGAUGAUGGCGAACCCCAGCAGUGGCUACUUCCCUCCGGCCGGGGCCCUUUGUGCCCUCUAUGUGGAGAAGGCGGUGGCUACUUCCGUCAGCCCACAGUAUGGCUAUGCGCUCUUCCCCUGCGCCACUGGAGUGGCUUUGUUGCUGAUCCUGUGCCGGACCAUCACCUUCGUCGCACAUCCAGUGUGGCCGUUCUCUUCCAAACAAUGCGAGAAGGAGUUGAUGGCGCAGCCAUGA
Molecule: messenger RNA, 795 nt
Organism: Cladocopium goreaui
Lineage: Eukaryota; Dinophyceae; Suessiales; Symbiodiniaceae
Source: the annotation of a GenBank genome assembly